This is a messenger RNA of Balearica regulorum gibbericeps (East African grey crowned-crane), 1746 nucleotides long. The record is from RefSeq and is a predicted model, not a curated record. Lineage: Eukaryota; Metazoa; Chordata; Aves; Gruiformes; Gruidae.
UAAAUCACAAGAUAGUGGGAUUGCAGAGAUGGAGGAACUUCCAGUCCCACACAACAUCAAAAUAAGUAACAUCACAUGUGAUUCCUUCAAGAUUUGUUGGGACAUGGAUUCUAAAUCCAAGGACCGCAUUACUCAUUACUUCAUCGAUCUCAACAAGAAAGAAAACAAGAAUUCCAACAAAUUUAAACAUAAGGAUGUACCCACUAAGUUGGUGGCCAAAGCUGUUCCUUUGCCUAUGACAGUUCGCGGGCACUGGUUCCUGAGCCCAAGAACAGAAUACACGGUAGCAGUGCAGACAGCAUCGAAGCAAGUUGAUGGUGAUUAUGUUGUUUCUGAGUGGAGUGAAAUCAUCGAGUUUUGCACAGCAGAUUAUUCAAAAGUUCACCUAACACAGCUAUUGGAAAAAGCUGAAGUGAUUGCAGGCCGUAUGCUUAAACUGUCUGUCUUUUAUCGGAAUCAGCACAAAGAAUACUUUGAUUAUACCAGAGAGCAUCAUGGGAAUGCUAUGCAGCCCUCUGUUAAGGAUAACAGUGGCAGCCAUGGCUCUCCGAUCAGCGGGAAGCUGGAAGGCAUCUUCUUUAGCUGCAACACUGAGUUUAACACUGGGAAGCCACCCCAAGAUUCACCUUAUGGAAGAUACAGGUUUGAGAUUGCAGCUGAAAAACUCUUCAACCCAAACACUAACUUGUACUUUGGAGACUUCUACUGCAUGUACACAGCCUACCACUACGUCAUUCUCGUUAUGGCCCCCGUUGGAUCACCAGGAGAUGAAUUCUGCAAGCAGCGCCUUCCUCAACUAAAUAUAAAAGAUAAUAAAUUUCUGACCUGUGAUGAAGAAGACGGUGUCAUGGUUUACCAUCAUGCCCAGGAUGUUAUUUUGGAAGUAAUUUACACUGAUCCUGUGGAUCUCUCCCUCGGCACAGUUGCAGAAAUUACUGGUCACCAACUAAUGAGCUUGUCUACUGCAAAUGCAAAGAAGGAUCCCAGCUGCAAGACCUGCAAUAUCAGUGUUGGACGUUAAGACUUCCCUCGUUACUUAGGAGCCUUCAAACCUCUAUUGCCCAUUUUCAUAGUCAGACAUUUUUUGUCAGAAGCAUGCACAUGCCGCUGUCACCAAAAGCAAACAUGAGUCUUCAAAAUCUCCAAUAGCGUUUUUAGUAUUUCUUCUCUCCCUCUUUCCUUUCUGUUCCCCUGAUGCUUUAAAUGAUUAGAAGUCCUGGAUUUCUUUCUGGCAACCAUUUAUACCUAGAUGCUGCAAAAAUUGUUUUCUGUUUCUUGCCAAACAUAACAAAAUCCUAUAUAAACUGCUUUAGCAAAAUAAAAAUAACGGCUUAUAAAUGGUGUUUAAAUAUGCAUUCAUUUUAACUACUGAACAAAUACUGAGAUAACUCCAAACAGCAUGAAAGGUUGUAAUUGCAGCAUGAUUUCAAUUCAGAGCCUAGAAAUGUCAGCACUUCCAACGUGUUGUUUGACAGUGUUAUUUAUGUUAUUUAUAUUAGCUAACUGAAAACAGAAACUGUGUCUCGACAUAAUAAAUAUAAUAGAAAAAUAUUUUAUUUGUACUGUUGUAUAAAAUAUUAUACAAUCAUAUAGAAUAUAUAGAUUACAUUUUAAUAUCAAUUGUAUACAUAUGUCAUGAAAUCAUUUUCCCUUAUCAAAGAUGUAGUUUGUAAACUUCAAAUAGCUCUGUAUCUGUUCCUGUUGCUCUAGAUGACUUUAAUUAAAACAGAUUUACGAAGGAGACCA